Messenger RNA from Eutrema salsugineum, 393 nucleotides. Its product is annotated as heavy metal-associated isoprenylated plant protein 15. Gene Ontology annotation, molecular function: metal ion binding. The transcript is spliced from 2 exons. The coding region runs from base 1 to 393 and encodes 130 amino acids. The record is from RefSeq and is a predicted model, not a curated record. NCBI's taxonomy places the organism in Eukaryota, Viridiplantae, Streptophyta, Magnoliopsida, Brassicales, Brassicaceae.
AUGCAGAAGAUGGUAGUGAUGAUGGAUUGUUACGAUGAGAGAUCAAAAGGGAGAAUCAUCAGAACAGUUGCUAGCUGUCCAGGGAUUACAACGAUCACUAUGGACUCCAAAGAUGGGAAAUUAACGGUGAUUGGAGAGUUCGACAUCAGGAAGAUUCUUACCAAACUCGAAAGCAGAUGGAGAAAUGCUAAAAUGGCAACAUUUGGACCUUACGAUCCGAAAAAAGAAGCUGAAACCGCUGCCGCUGCGGAAAAGAAGAAGAAGGAAGAAAGUGAACGUAAGGAAGUCGAGGCUUACCGUGGAAAUCAGUCUCUUUGUGGUCCUCCUCCUAUGUAUCAUCACGUUAGUGUAUACGAUCAUGACAACAAUUCCCAUGGAUGUAUAAUCUCUUAA